AUGCACGCUCUGUACAUGUACUUCUUCCUUGGCUUGAAGAAGACGUACAUUGCGAAGAUCUUUUGCAAGUCCAUCAGCACGAUCACGAAUUGGAUUGAACGAUUCGAGAAGUCCAACGACUUCCAGCGCCUCGAUCGCGGGAAAAAGACCUUUGUCCUUCUUGGACGAGGUGAAGAAGGCGUUUGA
Aphanomyces invadans is the source of this 186-nucleotide messenger RNA. RefSeq lists its product as hypothetical. The transcript is spliced from 2 exons. NCBI's taxonomy places the organism in Eukaryota, Oomycota, Saprolegniomycetes, Saprolegniales, Verrucalvaceae. The coding region runs from base 1 to 186 and encodes 61 amino acids. The record is from RefSeq and is a predicted model, not a curated record.